CCAUUAUCAUCUACUUUUGUAUUUUCCAUAUUUUUACCAUAAUUUAUCUCUUGUUCCUCAAAACCUAGCUAGUAUAGCUAGCCUCUCUAAGAUCAUGAUGAAGGCAGCAGCAAGCUAUUCUAUUGCCCAAGGGUUGCAUUCAAACAAACUCAUGCACGAACUAGAUUUACCGCCCAAAGAAUCAAUCAAGGAGCGGUUUUCCGGCGGGUGGAGCUUUAUCGAAGAGCUAGCAAACAAUCCGUCCCCCACUCCAAAUCAAAUGGAACUGCCUGUUCGCCUGCGGAUGACGCGCUCCUUAUCAACGCUAAGUUCGAAAAGCCUGGAGAUGUGUACCGAGAGCUUGGGGAGCGAAACAGGCUUCGACAAUACUGAAACCAUUGAGGAAAUAUCUUCCUACCUUUCACAGCAGAAGAGCAGAGAGACUUUUGUCCCUCUGCCGCCCUCUGCAGUGAGCAACAGGUUCCCAAGAACCAAGACCUUCCCACCGCCCCUGACUUCAUCAACUGGUAGGGGUAGUGAUGAAGUUAAGGUGAUGAGGCCUCAUCGCGAGGGCGGCCGGUUGGUGUUAGUAGCCAUUUCGGUCAUUAAACCCAACCCUUUGUUCCAAGCUGAUAGAACAAAUGGGAGGUUGAGGCUCUCGUUUAAAAUGGCGAACCGCGACGAUGAAGAAAGGGAGGAAGAUCCCGAGGUUGGUUCUCAAGAUGGAGGGGAAGAUGAUGAUGAGGAGAACGCAUAAUAACGUCCUAAGAGGCUUCAAAUAUUUGCAUUUGGAGAUGAAUAAAGCUACUUCUGCGGG
Molecule: messenger RNA, 796 nt
Organism: Cuscuta campestris
Lineage: Eukaryota; Viridiplantae; Streptophyta; Magnoliopsida; Solanales; Convolvulaceae
Source: the annotation of a GenBank genome assembly